Molecule: messenger RNA, 2377 nt
Organism: Hydra vulgaris (swiftwater hydra)
Lineage: Eukaryota; Metazoa; Cnidaria; Hydrozoa; Anthoathecata; Hydridae
Cellular component (GO): extracellular region
Molecular function (GO): chitin binding
Source: RefSeq, a predicted model, not a curated record
GGUUCAGAACGCAAGAAUUUAUUAUAGGUCAGCGAUGCAAUCUAUUAAAUUCUUUUAGUGAGAAAAUUAUGAAUUUUCCAAUAUUUAUGUAUUAUACACUACUAAUCAGCGGCCAAUGGAAACUUGUUAAGAAUAAUAUGGACAUGGGAAAAGAACGCGUGCAACGAUGUGGUGAUAGAGCGCAAAGAAUCUUAUCCCCUCGUGACAUACAACAAAUAAAAGAUCUAUUCACGAAAAGAUAUACAGGAAAGUUGAGUUUUAUGGGAGAAUAUCCGAUAGGAUUAACUGCGUGUCAACUGGAUCCAUUGCCGCCUUUUCAAAAUAUGUAUGGCUGGGUUCCGGUUGCAGUUAGUCCAAAAGAUUUUAUUUCAUCAAUUAUGUGCGGUAGUUGUCUCAAAAUAAGUCCAAGAUAUGAAAUUAAACGAAGUAGGUUUUCUUAUGACGCUGACAAGACAUAUUUUGCGACUGUGGUCGACGAGUGUUUGCAUUGCAAUAUAGGAGAUAUACGAAUGUACAAGGAUGGGGACGGUAUACAUGAUGUCAUUUAUGAAGCAAUAGAAUGUCCGCCAUUAACCGGAUCCAAUGGAAUGUUAAGAGUUAAAAUAAGUAAUUGUGCGAAUAAAAACGGAAGAACUGAAAUUCAACUAAAAAAUACAAGGUUGCCUAUUGUUGCCAUAGAAUUGUUUCAAGACGAAGCUUGGAACUGUUUAGAUAGAACAUCAAACAACUUUUACCGUCUUCCAAACAAUAAUUUAAACUCGUUUCCUAUAAAGGCAAGAGCUACAUCCAUUACUGGCGAACUUCUAGGUUUUACAAUAGAAAACUCAACAGAACAGAUUAUUCCAGCACAGUUUUUGUCUAUGUAUUCAAUGAACCAAAAUUUCUCACCAAAGUUGAAAUGUUUUGUACCGCUUGAAGAGAAUUCUGAUCAAAUGCCAGAAGAUUUUCUUUCCAAUGUACCUACAUAUAAAAAUCCAAAUGAACGCAAAAAAAUUUUUAAGGGAUUAAAAAGCUUAAUUGGAAAGUUUGCUCAAACCAACCUUUCAACUGAAGCCGUACUUAAGUUAAUGGAAAAGAGUUCUUCUAAAGAAAUUGAAAUUCAAUCCGACAAAGAAAAAACAUCAAAUGAAAAUGAAACUUUUCCUCGCAAAAACUUUUCAACGUCAAGUACUAUUCUUUUAAAAGAAAUAAACCAGUCUCAUUUUAAAAAACACCCUUUAUUAAACUCCUCAUACUGCAGCCAUAGAAUAGACGGUCAAUACCCAUAUCCAGAUGAUUGUUAUUCCUUUGUCGUAUGCACCAAUGGCUCACCUAUAAUAAAAGUGUGUCCGGCAGGUUUAUUGUUUAAUUCAGAAGAAACUGUUUGUGAUUGGCCAGCUAAUGUAAAAUGUAUAGAAGGGGAAUUUGUAAAGAAAUUGCAACUUUUAAGCGACGAGGAUAUAUUUACUAAAAAAUUCUUUGGAAAAAAAUAAUAUUUAAAUUAAAACAACCCCCAGUUUUAAAAUCUUAAGGAACGUUUUACUCUGGUCUGAGUAAAUUUGUGCAAGUAGCAGUGUGCAAGUAGCAGUGAUAUGUUUUAUGAAGAUUUUGUUGUAGAUAUUGUAGCUGAGCAAUACUUAGCCAAACACAUUACAAAAAACUUCUGCUUUUAUUUUUAGCAUCUAAACUUCAUGAAAACCUAUUCCUCAAGAAACAAAUUUAAUCAAAAUUCAAAAACCUACAAAAACAAAUAUAUACAUCAUAAAUAUAAGGUAAAGAUCACGUAAAGAAUAAAUCAUUCAAAGAUUACGUAAAGAAUAAAUAGUUCAAAGACCAAAAAAUAUAUACGGUUGUUCAAGGCAAACAAAAUGAACUUAAAAUGCAAUUUAAAAAUGGUCAGUGUAAGAAAAAUUUAUAUCGCAGAAUAGUUUAUAUCAUUGCGCUGUAAUGAAAAUAUUUACAAGCAGCAACACAAUUUUUUUAAUUUUUUGAUAUUGUGGUAAAUGCUGUUUUUUUGUAAACGUUUUUAUACUAGUAUAAUUUAUUUUUUAUUAACUACUUAUCUAAGUUGUCCAUCUGAAUCUCUAAGAAAAGUUGUUUACAUAAGUUUUUUUUAUGUGUGUAAAAAAAUUAUUUUACUAUUAUUACUACUGUUUGUUUGUCUAAAAAUUACUUUUUGUAUCUGAGAUUUUUCCAAUUGAUUUUUUUACUUCAAACAUGAAUACAUUUGCAAAAAAUUUCAUAUUUUUUGGGCAAAUUUGUGUGACUUCUUUCGAAAAACAUUCAAAGAUCUUAGCAAAGACAUCUCAAAAUUUUAAAUAAAUAUUGUUCUAGUUUUUUGCAUUUUUACUCUUUUUAAGUAGAUAAAUCGAAAUAAAAUGAAUACCUGAAAUAAAAA